Molecule: messenger RNA, 1242 nt
Organism: Rotaria sp. Silwood2
Lineage: Eukaryota; Metazoa; Rotifera; Eurotatoria; Philodinida; Philodinidae
Source: the annotation of a GenBank genome assembly
AUGACAACAAUUGUAACUGAAGCCCUUUGGCCAUUUGACAAUAAUACUAUUGAGGUCUAUGGUACUGGCUUUGACGGUUCUCCUGUCGGAAAUCCUGCAUAUACUGUCAGUUUGUUUGGUUUUAGUGCUGCUAUUAGUUUGUUACGAUCAUCUAAUCAAUAUGUAUCAAUAGCAUCAGUAGUUCCAUUCAAUUCCACUAGCUUCACAAUCGAAGCUUGGAUACGUCCUUUUUUAUUAACAAAUGCUUAUUAUGGAAUAUUCGGUCAAUGCGAAGCGUCAGUUAAAAAUUUAUGUUUAUACUUUACUGUCAAAAACAGGAAAGUUUACUGUGGCUUUUAUAAUAAUGAUACUAUGGGCUCAACACCGUUAGCAAUGUCUUUCUGGAUUCAUGUCGCAUGUGUUUACAGUGUCGCGACAGGAGCACUUCAAGUUUGGGUUAAUGGGGUUCUUGAUAGGAUACGCUUAGUAUCUCCUUAUUUGGGUGUAUCAGAAGCUGCACUAAUUGGAGCUAUCAGCUACAAUAGUACGGUAUACUCAUUCAAUGGCUAUAUUGAUGAAGUUCGAUACACACAAAGAGCGAAAAGUGCAGCCGAAAUUUUGAAUGAUGCCACACUAACUCUUUACUACUCCUUUGAUGGUGGCUCGACCAUGGAUAAUGGCCCAAACGGAAUCAAUGCAUCGAGCUAUGGAAAUGUUUCUACUGUAACUGGUGUGGUGAAUGAAGCCCUCCAAUUUGAACCUGUAUCAUAUUUAUAUUACACAUAUGCAAAUGCUCCACUGUAUUUUUUGCGCCUUGGAAACUAUGAUUUUACAAUAGCUUUGUGGGCGAAAGCAACGGGAAGCUUGGCAGCAUCCUCGCUUGUGUUUAUAUAUAAUGGUUGGUGCGUUCAUUUUUUAACAACAACAAUGUGUGGGCAGUUGAAUGCAAAUAUUUGGAAUGGAACUAAUAUAACUAGUUACGGGCCAAUACUCACGCUUGACACGUGGACGCAUGUUGGUUAUACGUACAGUUAUCCUAAUGGUAUUAGACUGUACAUUAAUGGCAGUCUCUAUUCAACUACGGGAAUUGUUAGUUUUGUUACUUCGACAACUCCUCUGUAUAUGAAAAUCGGUGGUACUGAUCCGAGUACAUUUCACUGUUCUCCGUAUUAUGGAGGACAAUUUAAUGGUGCACUGGAUGAAUUUCACUUGUAUAAUCGGGAGUUAACAGCAUCCGAAAUUUUUGAUUUAGCAAAUCGCUGA